Messenger RNA from Galleria mellonella (greater wax moth), 2230 nucleotides. RefSeq lists its product as uncharacterized. Gene Ontology annotation, cellular component: mitochondrion. The transcript has 8 exons. Bases 109 to 1812 code for a protein of 567 amino acids. Gene Ontology annotation, molecular function: long-chain fatty acid-CoA ligase activity. NCBI's taxonomy places the organism in Eukaryota, Metazoa, Arthropoda, Insecta, Lepidoptera, Pyralidae. The record is from RefSeq and is a predicted model, not a curated record. Gene Ontology annotation, biological process: long-chain fatty acid metabolic process; fatty-acyl-CoA biosynthetic process.
UAAUGUGCCGGCAUAUGCCAAUGUACAUAGCGGAUUUUACAUGUCAUAAGCAAGACAGAUAGUUUCAAGUAUUGUGUAUUGAACAACGUUGUGUUUGUGGCUUCAAACAUGUCUAUAAAACAAGGGUUCCGUGUAACAAAUGCGUUUGCCAAAAUAAAUAAUAGUGUGUUUAGUGUGGUAGCGAGGAAGAUUCAUGUGUGGAAUGAUGAUAAAACAGUGAAUUCUCCCUACAAGGAUGUAGUUAUUCCCGAGACGACGCUGGCGGAAUAUGUUUGGCAAGUUUUGGAUAAACACCCCACUAAGACGGCGACGAUAUGUGCUAUAACGAAAAGGCAUUACACGUUCGAGCAAAUAUAUAAACAGAGUCAAACAUUAGGUGCUAACCUUAGAAGAAAAUUCAAUAUACAAGAUGGAGAUACUGUCGCUGUCUUACUGCCAAAUAUACCAGAGUACCCAACUGUGGUAUUCGGUAUAUUAAAUGCUGGGGGAAUCGUCACUACACUAAAUCCCAUAUACACUGCUUAUGAAGUACAACGACAGAUACAGUUGUCUGAAGCAAAAUUAAUAGUAACACUUCCAGAACUGGUUACUGUAGUGAAUAAAGCUUUAGAAUUAGCAAAAGUGAAUAUUCCCGUAAUAGCUGUGAAUACAAAUCAAGAUUUACCUGACGGCACAGUUUCAUAUAAAGAGCUUGUUGAAGAUAAUCAUGUUGAUUUAAACGUUUUGAAACAAGUAAAGAGAAACGUCAACGAUGUAGCAUUUCUACCAUAUUCCAGUGGAACGACUGGACUUCCUAAAGGAGUGGAGCUAACUAAUAAAUGCCUUGUAGCAAAUUUACAACAACAAACUACUGACAUGAGAAUGUACUCGUUUACAACAGAGACCAACCAAGAUUCCGUAUUGGCUGUGUUGCCAAUAUUCCACGUAUACGGCUUAUCUUAUGUAAUGCUACAAAGUCUCACAGCUGGUCUGAAGCUUGUCACGUUGCCUAAAUUUCAGCCGGAUACAUUUCUUCAUUCAUUACUAGAGUACAAAAUUAACAAUCUUUAUUUGGCUCCGCCUAUGGUUUUGUUUCUUGGCUCACAUCCUCAGGCUACGAGCAAACAUUUGGAGUCAUUACGUGUUAUGGUUUCCGGAGCAGCGCCACUAUCUCGGGUGGAUUUAGAUAAGCUUAUGGGUAAAGUCAAGCAUGAAUUUCACUUCACACAAGGAUAUGGCAUGACGGAAGCUUCGCCUUUGGUCACAAUAAGUCCUAUAGGAAGCAAGGAAUACGAGACAUCUGGAUUUGCAUUGCCUAAUAUCCAACUGAGAGUAGUUGAUGGGGAUUUAAAAAACUUGGGUCCCGGCGAGGUAGGAGAAUUACUCAUCAAAGGACCAAAUCUUAUGAGAGGGUACAAAAACAACCCAGAGGCAAAUAAAGAAGUGUUUGUUGAUAAUGACUGGUAUAGGAGCGGAGACCUGGUGAGCAUCAACGACCGUGGACUGGUCACUAUCGCUGAUAGAUUGAAAGAACUUAUAAAGGUGAAAGGGUACCAAGUACCACCAGCUGAAUUAGAAAACGUGGUCAAGGAAAACCCAGUAGUCGCCGACGCAGCUGUUAUAGGAGCCCCGGAUCCACAAACAGGAGAGAGGCCAAAGGCUUUCGUCGUCCUUAAAGAGGGAAGUAAAGCAACCGAACAGGACAUAAUCAAUUUUGUUAGUGAAAGAGUAGCGCCUUAUAAAAAAAUAAAAGAAGUUGUAUUUUUAGAUAAUAUUCCUAAGAACCCAUCGGGGAAGAUUUUAAGAAGGGUUCUUAAAGAAAAAUAUUGCUAAUUGUUUUUAAAUCAUUAAUUAUAUCGAUAGAGCACUGUAUGUCAAAAACUUGUUAACAUGCAGCUGCCAAAUUGGGCUGUCUCAAUUUGACACAUUUUUUUAUACUUGAAAUAAAAAAAAAUACGCGCCAUUUUUUCAGUGUUACGAGUAAUUAGAUUAAAAAUUACCAAGAUUUAAUUGAUUUAAAAAAAAAAUGGAAUUCGUAACUAUAGCUUCUGAUAUUAUAUAAAUAUACAUAUUGGUUAUAGAUUAAUAUGUGUAUAUUAAUUAAAAUGGCGAUCAUUUGCUAUUAUUUUCAAAACGAAAACAUAAGUCUGUACUUGGAGGUACUUGGAUAUAGAUUAAAGUAAUCAAUAAAAUAUAAGCAUCAUUACGAAUCAUUACUUUCUCUAUCAAAUAUAUUCUUAAGAAUUUAGUA